CAUUUGAUUGGCUAAUUUGGAGUUCAGCGGGACAUGUGAAAUAUUGCGCCAAAUUUGAUGUAAACAAAGAACUAUCAACUUCAUGUACAGGAUUAGCAGAGACGAUGAUUGGGCUACAACACUUAAAUCUAGAAAAUGUCAAGAAACCUUCUAGUAAAGAUAAAGGCUUCACAGUUGCAGUGGAAGGAAAUAUUGGAAGUGGAAAGAGCACAUUUUUACAGUAUUUUAAAAACUUUCCAGAAGUUGAUUUGAUACCAGAACCUGUCAGUAAAUGGAAGGAUGUCAAUGGCUUUAAUACUUUGGAAAUGAUGUAUAAAGAUGCCAGUAGAUGGAGUCUGGCAUUCCAGUCCUACGUACAGCUUACAAUGGCAGAGGGACACAGAAAAGAUCUCAAAGAUAAGCACAAGUCUUUAAAGAUGAUGGAGAGAAGUAUAUUCAGUGCCAGAUAUUGUUUUGUAGAGAAUCUCAGAAGACAGGAUCUAAUGGAAGAAGUAGAUUACUGUAUUUUAUCAGAAUUUUACAAAUGGAUUUUAAAUCAUGAAGAUACCAACGUUGAUCUAAUUGUUUACCUUAGAGCAGAUCCACAUACAUGUCAAGAGAGAAUCAGAAAGAGAAACAGACAUGAAGAAAAAGACGUGCCAAUAGAAUAUUUACAGUCUUUACAUGACCUUCAUGAGGAUUGGUUGAUGCACCAAAAACAGUUUGAACUGCCAGCUCCAGUAAUUGUGAUAGAAGCUAAUGAAGAUAUAUCUAAGUUGUACCCAAAGUUUAACCAGUGUAAAGAAGAAAUAUUCUCUAAAAUUCAAUCUUUACCAUCCAUGGAAGAUUUGGAGAAAGACAUUUUCAAAGAAGUAAACCUGUCGUAGCAUAACAGAUUGUUAGGAAUGUAAAUGUACAGAUAAAUGUAUAUAUGAAGUGCUAAUGUAUAGCAGCAUGUUAUCUAUAUUUAUAGAAGCAUACAUGUCAAUGUGUAUAUACCAUGAUUACAGUUAUUAGUAAUGAAUUGUUUUAGUUCCCAUAUGAUUUAUUGUGAAAAAAACUCUUUUUUUCUAGUAGUUAAAAGCACUUAAAUUUGUUUUAUAUUGUAAAUUCAACAAAUUUUUCAAGGAUUAUUAUGAAAAUAGUGGACAAAAAAAUGAAAUUCACUUUAAAAAGUUAGCAUUUUCUGAAAAAUAACAAUAAUUAUCAAAGUAUUAUUUUUGUCCAUUUGUCAAAUUUUGUCUAUCUUUGUCGUCAAUUUUCAGGGAAAGUUUUUACAAGUAGCAUCAAGACUUGAACAUUUUUAACAUCUUAAAAUUUUACAGUAAGUAGUUUUUAGAACCCUAUAUAUUUUAUAAGUUCAUUUUCUGAAGACCAACAUGUUAUCUUUUCAUUUGAUUAAUUUUGCAACAUCUUAUACAUAUCCUUCUAAAAUUCCUCAUAUCUUUUCUGCAUUAAUUUUAAUGGAAUAACCCUUGAUCAAUAUUUUAAUUGUAUUAAUUGUUUAAGUAGAUUAGCACUGAAAGGGUCAGGGCUGUUCUAAACAUAAUCAACGGGGA
This is a messenger RNA of Mytilus trossulus (common blue mussel), 1538 nucleotides long. Its product is annotated as thymidine kinase 2, mitochondrial-like. The record is from RefSeq and is a predicted model, not a curated record. Bases 105 to 866 code for a protein of 253 amino acids. Gene Ontology annotation, molecular function: deoxynucleoside kinase activity; ATP binding. Gene Ontology annotation, cellular component: cytoplasm. Gene Ontology annotation, biological process: nucleobase-containing compound metabolic process. The transcript has 10 exons. Lineage: Eukaryota; Metazoa; Mollusca; Bivalvia; Mytilida; Mytilidae.